GAGUCGUGUGAAUCCUCGUGUGACUUGUUGCUGCUGUGAUCACCAGACUCGUGAGUCGUCGACCCAAUCAGAUCGGAGCCAUCCGAUGCGCCUGUCGUGCCCGCCGCCAUGAACACAGCAUGACAGUGUUGAGCCCGUGGGGCAGACAGUGUCACUGCCAGGUGGGCAUCGAGCUGCACGGCUGCUCGGAGCACGCCAAGUGCUAGGCCCACUUGUCAGAUGAUUAGUAUCCGUGGCCCAGCCGUAAGCGUCCGUGUGGGGAACCCUGUAUUGAUUGAUGCAAUUCAGCCAUUGGAUCUGAAGAAUUCUUCUUCUGGGAGCGAGCACGGCAGCCGCUGGCGUCGCCCAUGCACCCGUUCACGCUCUCCUCCACCGCGCUCCUCCGCCUCAUCAAGUCGCUCUCGCCGGCGGUAGCCGGGUCCCACCUGUCGGCCUUAGCGAUCCACUGCCUCCUCUUCAAAGAGGGGCUCCUCCACGCCGGGGCUCACCUCCCAACGGCGCUGCUCUCCGCGUACGCGGCGCUCGGCAGCCCGCGGCACGCGCGGGAUCUGUUCGACGAAAUGCCCGACCCAGGCCUAGUCACCCGUACCGCCAUGGCGCGGGCGCACGCGGCGUCCGGGCAGGCGGCCCAGGCGCUCACCGUAUUCAGGGACAUGGUCGCGGACGGCGUCCUCCCGGACAACGUGGCCCUGGCGGUCGCGCUCGCGGCCUGCCACGGGGUGGGCUCUUCCUCCGUGGCCAGGAACCAUGGGAAGAUGGUUCAUGCUCUCAUUGUGACCAGCGGCAUUGUGCCGGACGUGUUCGUGUCCACUGAACUGAUCAGAGUCUACGGGGAGUGCGGCGAGGUGUCAGUUUCUAGAAGGGUGUUUGAUCAGAUGCCGGUGAGGAGUACCGUUUCUUGGAACGCCAUGGUGCAUCAGUAUGUCAGGCAUGGGAACGUCGAUUCUGCGUAUGAGCUUUUUCUUGCAAUGCCAAGGAGGGAUGUGGUGUCAUGGAACACAAUGAUGGCCGGGUAUUGCGUUGUUGGCCGGAGCAGGGAGGCGCUAGGAUUGUUCCGUCAGAUGGUGUCGCCAUCGUCAUGUCCUGUGCGUCCAAAUGGACCUACAAUGAGCACUGUCCUUGCUGCUUGCGCGGGUACAGGUUGUUUGGAGACUGGGAUUUGGGUUCAUGCGUACAUUGACAGGAACCGCAUGAAUUAUGACGGCUCAUUGGAUCGGUCCUUGAUAGACAUGUACUCAAAAUGCGGAAACAUUGAAAAGGCCCUCCAGGUGUUCGAUAAGGCACCUGGAAAGAGGGACCUGUACUCAUGGACAACGGUGAUUUGUGGACUGGCAAUGCAUGGUAGGGCUGCCGAUGCUCUACGAAUGUUUAACAUGAUGCAAGAUAAUGGCAUACACCCUGAUGAUGUUACUCUUGUUGGGGUCCUAAAUGCUUGUGCACAUGGCGGGCUGGUAGAUGAGGGCCUUUGCUACUUCUACUCCAUGGAGAAAUACGCAAUUGCACCCAAGAUUGAACACUAUGGGUGUAUGAUCGAUCUUCUUGGUCGUGUCGGGCGAGUGCAAGAAGCAUACAGCAUGAUAAGGACCAUGCCAAUGAAGCCUAAUGCAGUAAUCUGGGGUGCAUUCUUGAGUGCAUGCAAAGUUCACAGCAAUGUGGAGCUUGGCGAGAUUGCUGCAGCUGAAGUCAGCAGGUUGGAACCAGAUGACCCCUGGGCGAGGGUGAUGCUAUCCAGCAUGUAUGCAAAAGUGCAGGAUUGGAGUGGUCUCGCCAGGGAGAGGAGAGAGGUGAACAGCCUGCAGGUGAAGAAGACGCCUGGGUGCAGCUCAAUCGAACUCGAUGGCCAGGUGCAUGAGUUCCUCGCUGGUGGUUUUCAGCAUCCUCAGCAUGAUGAAAUUUGCACUGUACUAGAGAACGUUGAAACACAAACACAUGUGGGCUAAAAAUAUGUGGAUGCCUCAUCUGCUGAGGUUUUUGUUUUGCCAAUGAAUGUUAGCAUGCAGGUGCAGGUUUCUUGGGCCUUCACAAGUAGGUCAACUGACCUCCAAAGCACGUUGCCACAUUGUUAUGUGAAGAACACGAGGAAAGAUCGGUGUGCUUGGUCAUAUUGCAAGGAGUGUCGAAGAUAGAGCCAAAGGCGAUUCUGGAUCAGCGCUUGGUGAAGAAGAACAAUGCCGGUCAAGCUCAAAUUCAGGUAGAGUGGUCCAAUUUGCCUGAGGGAAGCCACUCAAUCUGAGCUAGCAGAUUCUCAUUCGAGUAGAUGACUAUGACUGUUCAGCAUGAUCAUGCUGGACAUUGAAUCAGCAAUAGAAGCUCGCAGAUGCAUAGCACCGGCUCUGAUUAUGCUGCAGCUUCAGAUGUCAGUGGACAUGAGUUACAUGAUGCUGGACCUUUGGGCUUUGGCGGAUCCUGUUCAACUGUAUUUAUAUACCAAAGUGAGGAUUUUAAUUGGGAAGCGCCUACUGAACUCAUGCUAAACUGCCUUUAUGAAUUUGGCAUGUAUUUUACCGCUAAAAUGCUCGAAUACUUAGGAAAGCUCUCGUAUCGGAUAUCAGUACUCAUCUGAUACGUAUCAAACACCGAUACUCCUCAGAUACAUGGCGGAUAAGUAUAAGUU
Molecule: messenger RNA, 2614 nt
Organism: Phragmites australis (common reed)
Lineage: Eukaryota; Viridiplantae; Streptophyta; Magnoliopsida; Poales; Poaceae
Product: pentatricopeptide repeat-containing protein At3g29230-like
Exons: 2
Coding region: 348-1940 (530 amino acids)
Biological process (GO): RNA modification
Molecular function (GO): protein binding; RNA binding
Source: RefSeq, a predicted model, not a curated record